Molecule: messenger RNA, 1089 nt
Organism: Chenopodium quinoa (quinoa)
Lineage: Eukaryota; Viridiplantae; Streptophyta; Magnoliopsida; Caryophyllales; Amaranthaceae
Product: phosphopantetheine adenylyltransferase
Exons: 6
Coding region: 415-963 (182 amino acids)
Biological process (GO): coenzyme A biosynthetic process
Molecular function (GO): dephospho-CoA kinase activity; pantetheine-phosphate adenylyltransferase activity
Source: RefSeq, a predicted model, not a curated record
GAUGUUGGAGAUUCAAUCCUCAUUAGAAGCACUUUGAGGGUAGGGAUUUCUUACUCUUUCGGUCUUUCCCUCCUAUUCUUAAUGUGUCUAACUCGUAAAUAUCGGAAUAAAAAAAGCGUGAUGGUUGAGUUUCGAUCAGGGUCUUUUUCCUUACCGUAAUUUUUUUUUUUUUUUUAAAAACAAAAAAAAAUAGUGAAGUAGAGUCGUACAAUCGUACUCCCUCUGUUUCUGACCCUAGUAAAAAUCUCUCCAACACCAAAAUUUUUACCAACCUUUCUCUCUCUUCUCAUUCAACCAAUUUCCAUCACAUCGAACGAUCCUUUGAAUUCGAAUCUGUCUCCUCCAAAUUCAUAAAUUGUACAAGAAAUUUCUAAUAAUAAUAAGAAAUCUAGGGUUUUGGAAAACAAAUUGACAAUGCCACAAACUAAUCCAAUUGAAGAAGAAAGCCAUGAUCAACAACCUUUGAAUUCGAAUCUCUCUCCUCCAAAUUCAUUUUCGGGUGUUGUUCUUGGCGGCACUUUCGACCGUUUGCACGAUGGUCACCGUCUUUUUCUCAAGGCUGCAGCUGAUCUUGCUACAGACCGUGUUGUUAUUGGAGUUUGUGAUGGCCCUAUGCUGGCUAAAAAGCAGUAUGCAGAAUUGAUAGAACCUAUCGAGAAAAGGAUGCAGAACGUGCAAGAUUAUAUUAAGUCCAUCAAACCAGAGCUAACUGUUCAAGUCGAACCCAUUGUAGAUCCUUAUGGUCCUUCUAUUACUGAUGAAAAUUUGGAGGCCAUUGUAGUCAGUAAGGAGACGUAUACCGGAGGAUUGUCAGUCAAUCGAAAGAGAGCUGAGAAGGGACUUUCAGAACUAAAGAUUGAAGUUGUUGAUUUAGUAUCUGAUGCAACAAGUGAUGAUAAGCUGAGUUCGACAACCUUAAGAAAGCUUGAGGCAGAGAAGUUAGGAAUUCAGCAAGAAACCUGAAAUUUCUUCUUUUAGAUAUCGAAUCACCAUAGUGAAAGAUAUACUCCAUAUAAUCAUACACACAUCAUAACACGUGUACAAGAAAUUUGCAUACAUAAUAUCUCAGAAUUAACAUUUGUGUGACAA